Molecule: messenger RNA, 4355 nt
Organism: Sphaerulina musiva SO2202
Lineage: Eukaryota; Fungi; Ascomycota; Dothideomycetes; Mycosphaerellales; Mycosphaerellaceae
Product: phospholipid-translocating P-type ATPase
Exons: 1
Coding region: 129-4199 (1356 amino acids)
Biological process (GO): retrograde vesicle-mediated transport, Golgi to endoplasmic reticulum; endocytosis; phospholipid translocation
Cellular component (GO): trans-Golgi network; endosome; plasma membrane
Molecular function (GO): ATP binding; ATP hydrolysis activity; magnesium ion binding
Source: RefSeq, a predicted model, not a curated record
ACUUUCUCUCCUAUACCUUAUGAUACAGACACAGGUACACGACACGAACGUUUACGAGACCCACGGCCGUCGAUUACCCACAGCAAAAAGACCUUCCGCACGACUGCAGCUACAGCAUGAGAUGAGGCAUGAACGGAUACCAUCAGCCGCACGACCAACAUGGCGCAUACGACGACGAUGACGGUGAUCGCGACUCGGACCUGGACCUGGACCUGGAUCUGAAUGAGCUCGAUCCACAACCACGACCUUCGACAGACGGCACGAAAACGGGCUCCCGACAGCCCAGUACGGUGCGCUCCAGCUAUGACUUUGGCGCACGAAUCCCUCUACGAAACUUGAGAUUUGGAGGGAGAAGGAGAGCAAGGCGGAACGAAGAGGAUGCAGAGGACUUGGAGGCUCUAGUGGGCGACGACGAGGAUGAUGAGCCGCAAUCCAAGCCGCCGAGUGCAGCCAGCUCCGGAGUCUCUGCCUACGACGAUGCGCCGUUGCUCUCUCGGGAGAAUGGAGGAGGAGGCCUGCGGAAGUUCUCACGCGCUGCUGGUCUGGAUGGCCUGGGCGACAAUCGUAAGAGGCGGAAAGGCAUAUGGCGAUACAUCCCUUUCCUGACUCCAUCCUCCUCCAUGCAGCUGCCUGCGACAGGUGAGGAUGAGGAGAAGGCUGAGGAUGACCACGAUCCAGCAGCCACCAGAGAUGUCACGGUGGGCCAGAAGCAGACGGCACGCUUUCCCACCAAUGCCAUUUCGAACGCCAAAUACACACCGUGGUCAUUCCUACCCAGGACCCUUUUCAAUGAGUUCAAGUUCUUCUUCAACAUGUACUUUCUCCUGGUCGCCAUGUCUCAAAUCAUUCCUGCCCUCAGAAUUGGCUAUCUCUCCACCUACGUUGCGCCUUUGGCCUUUGUGCUGAUGAUCACGCUCGGAAAGGAGGCCACGGACGACCUGAAUAGGAGGAAGCGAGACAGAGAAGCCAACAGUGAGCCCUACAAAGUCCUUCGCUUCGAUACACCAGGCUCCUUGGGCGGAAGUGCUGGACGAAACAAGCGGAAGAUCAAGAGCAUAUCGGAAAAGAAAAAGGGCAAGCGGAGAAGAGUAUCUCACGAAGAUGUGCGCUUGCAGGCAGCAGAGGAUGAGGAGCACAGUACACAAGACGUUGACGCACCAUCCUCAGAAGUCGUCGAAAUCAUCAAGCCAUCUGCACAACUCAAAGUCGGCGAUGUGGUCGUACUGGAAAAGGACCAGAGGGUGCCUGCAGAUGUGGUCAUCCUGAAGAGCUUCUCAACCGACACUGUUGCUCUGGCAAAUGAACCACAGCGGCACUCUUCUGAUUCAGCACUGCGUGACAUGGGAGAUGGCGCGACAGUAGCGAGCUCACUUCUGCAAAGUGAGACUGCUAAUAGGCAGGACUUGAGCAAUGAAACAACGUCAUCAGAUCCGAGUGGAGGUGGUGAGGCUUUCAUACGUACUGAUCAGCUUGAUGGAGAGACAGACUGGAAAUUACGACUAGCUACGCCGCUUGCACAAACGCUGCCCUCGAGCGAGUAUAUUCGUCUGCGAGUGACGGCAGGGAAACCGGAUAAAAAAGUCAACGACUUCGUUGGGACCAUUGCACUAGAAGCGAAGCAGCACCGAGCAUACGAUCCACCUCUAGACGGAGAAGAGGCUGCGAUCAAAUCAACAGCACUCAACAUUGAUAACACGGCUUGGGCUAACACCGUCCUUGCGUCCUCAACGACGGUGCACGCGGUCGUAGUGUACACCGGCGCUCAGACCCGCGCGGCACUGUCCACUUCAGCGUCAAGAUCAAAGACCGGUCUUCUCGAACUGGAAAUCAACAGCUUAGUCAAAAUUUUGUGCAUCCUGACAGCUGCGCUGAGUAUCAUUCUGGUGGCCAUACAUGGUGUCGAGGAACACGACGGCAACAAAUGGUACAUUGACGCCAUGCGAUUCCUCAUUCUCUUCAGCACUAUAGUACCAAUAUCUCUUCGUGUCAACCUGGACAUGGGAAAGAGUGUAUACGCCUGGUUCAUCCACCACGACGCAGGCAUACCCGGCACGGUGGUGCGAACGAGUACCAUCCCAGAAGACCUCGGCCGUAUCGAGUACUUGCUGAGCGAUAAGACGGGUACUCUCACCAGAAACGAGAUGGAGCUUCGCAAAGUGCACGUCGGCACUGUCAGCUAUGGUGGAGAGGCCAUGGAAGAAGUCAUCAGCUACGUCAGGCAAGCCUUCACGUUUUCAGAGGAUGCACAACCUGGCACUUUGUUCAGUCCUUCAGCAGCGAUCAGCUCUUUGAGUGGCGCGACGAGGACACGUAAGGAGAUCGGGCUGCGCGUGCGCGAUCUUGUGCUGGCUUUGGCGCUAUGUCACAAUGUGACACCUACCACCGAAGAGGACGAAAGUGGUCAAUCCAAGGUGUCCUAUCAAGCUUCGUCUCCGGAUGAGAUUGCCAUUGUGGAGUGGACCCAGAGCGUUGGCCUGCGCCUACAACAUCGCGAUCGGAAGCGGAUCACGUUGCAAUACACCGGUGAUGACCGAAUCAUUGUCCGAGUGGAAGUGCUCAAUGUGUUCCCUUUCACUAGCGACAGCAAGCGCAUGGGCAUCAUUGUUCGCUUCAUCAGGGACACCUCACGCAGCCACGAUGAGGAUGGCGAGAUUGUUUUCUUUCAGAAGGGCGCAGACACAGUCAUGACUUCGAUUGUCGCCGCUAAUGACUGGCUGGACGAAGAGACUGAUAACAUGGCGCGAGAGGGUCUCCGCACGUUGGUGGUGGGGCGGAAGAACCUGAGCGCGCAACAGUACUCUGCGUUCUCUUCGGCCUUUGCCGAAGCCUCACUCAGCUUGGCAGGGCGAGAUGCCGCCAUGUCGUCGGUGGUGAAGCAGCACCUCGAGCAAAACCUGGAACUUUUGGGCGUGACCGGCGUCGAAGACAAGCUCCAACCCAACGUGAAGCCCUCACUCGAGCUCCUCCGCAAUGCAGGCAUCAAGAUCUGGAUGUUGACGGGCGACAAAGUCGAGACGGCGCGCUGCGUCGCAGUCUCUUCCAAACUUGUCUCCCGUGGCCAAACGAUCCACACCAUCGCCAACCUCAAACGUCGAGACACGGCCCUGGACGCGCUCGGCAUGCUCCACAACCAGACCAAUGCCGCGCUCCUCAUCGACGGCCAAUCGCUUGCUCUCUAUCUCCGAUACCACCGUGACGCCUUCAUCAGCCUCGCCGUUCGCCUUCCCGCCGUGAUUGCCUGCCGCUGCUCUCCCACGCAAAAAGCCGACGUCGCCCACCUCAUCCGCGCGUUUACCAAGAAACGCAUCGCGUGCAUCGGUGAUGGAGGCAACGACGUCUCGAUGAUCCAAGCGGCAGACGUCGGCGUCGGAAUUGUCGGCAAAGAAGGCAGACAAGCGUCUCUGGCGGCAGACUUUAGCAUCACCCAAUUCGCCUACCUCACCAAGCUCCUCGUCUGGCACGGUCGCAACUCGUACCGCCGCAGCGCCAAACUCGCGCAGUUUGUGAUGCAUCGGGGUCUCAUCAUCAGCAUCUGCCAGACCGUCUUCAGCAUCGCGUCCCGAUUCGAGCCGAUUGCACUGUAUCGCGAUUGGCUCUUGGUCGGGUACGCUACCAUCUACACCAUGAUGCCCGUCUUUUCCCUCACGCUCGACCGCGACGUGGACGAGAAUCUGGCCAACCUAUAUCCGGAACUCUACAAAGAAGUCACGUUGGGGAAAUCGCUCUCGUACAAGACGUUUUUCAUCUGGGUGGCGAUUUCCGUGUACCAAGGACUCAUCAUCCAAGGGGGGUCGGAAGUGCUCGUUCCCUCGUUCAACCGCUCGGACAACAACAACAGCAGCAGCAGCAGCAGCACGACGAUUGCCGACUCAAGCUACGCGCCGCUCCAGACGACAGGGUUCCGCAAGAUGGUGGCACUGUCAUAUUCGGUGCUGGUCAUCAACGAACUCUGCAUGGUGGCGGCAGAGAUUACGGAAUGGCAUUACAUGAUGUGGGCCAGUAUUGUGGCAACGGCGGUGAUGUAUGUGGGGAGUGUACCCUUUCUGGGAGAGUAUUUUGACGAAGGGUUUGUGUGGAGUGGAGGGUUUGCAUGGAGAUUUGGAGCGAUUUUGGGAGCGGCGUUGGUGCCGGUGUGGGGAGGAAAGGUGGUGAGACGGUGGGUGAGGCCACCGAGUUAUCGGAAGGUGCGAGGGGUGUAAGUGGUGGAAGAGGUGUACCUACCUACCUACCUACCUACCUUACGUACCUACCUGACCUGUAGAAUGGGGAAGGCGGAGGAGAAGUAACAGGUACUCUGUCUGUAGCUAAGGUCCAGUAAGGUAGGUACAUAGUAGGUUUAUACAAGAGAAGAUACC